This is a messenger RNA of Batrachochytrium dendrobatidis JAM81, 2139 nucleotides long. RefSeq lists its product as uncharacterized. Gene Ontology annotation, biological process: positive regulation of G2/M transition of mitotic cell cycle; G2/M transition of mitotic cell cycle; protein dephosphorylation. The record is from RefSeq and is a predicted model, not a curated record. The transcript is spliced from 6 exons. Lineage: Eukaryota; Fungi; Chytridiomycota; Chytridiomycetes; Rhizophydiales. The coding region runs from base 1 to 2139 and encodes 712 amino acids. Gene Ontology annotation, cellular component: cytoplasm; nucleus. Gene Ontology annotation, molecular function: protein tyrosine phosphatase activity.
AUGCCUGCUUCAAGACUUGGAGACUGCACUGGAAAGUCCCAUGCCAACACCAACAUCUACUAUUGGAAUGUCAUACCGUGGAAACGUAUCCAAAACUUAUUUGGUUCAAAUGUUGCAGCAGCUCGCUCUUAUAGAAAACUGACUCGAAUGAAUACUGCGUCUGGUCGGCUGGAAGCUCAGGGAACUGCGUCACUUUUUGGGGGAAGUUGUGUCAAUGACUUGUCAACCAGUUCCCAGAUGCUUUUAUGCUCUAGCUCCAAUAGCUGCGAUACCACAUCCAGCCACAGCGCAUCUUUUUCAGGAUCAUCCCUCAGCUCUCCGCCUCAGCAUGCAAUGAGCUCUUCCUCCCCAGAUCCAUCGUAUUCAACUUUAUUCCCCACUUUCAAUACCUUGAACAAAAUACCACAUGCUUCCAGAGCUGCCGAAAUGAGCUCUUGUGAAGACAGCACACGAAUGCAACCAAAGGAGACUCUAGAUACCGUUGCUCCUUUGAAUCAUAUGUUUUUGGAUCAGAAUGCAUUUCAGCGCAAUGUACUUCCGCUUCAUAUUGGACGUACACAGCCGCUUUUUACCCAAUUUUCUGAAUGUAAAACUACAGGAAAAUCGACCAUGGUGCUUGAUGAUAGAUCGUGUUGUCCCGUCAUUGCUUCAAAAAAAGACGAGUCGAUAAAAUCAACAACAUUGUUGAAAAAAGCAGAUGAUGCAUCUACAGAUGAUACUACUGCAUCUAACCAUGGCUCUUUUCCAAUGAGCCGUGAUAGAGACCACCCAUUGUCAUUCACUACUGCACCAUCUAAAAUGGAAUCUGAAACUGUUUUUCAGACAGCUCCUGCUGCUCGCACUCAUGUAUCGACCAAACCCUCCAGGAUGGACAUGUUUACAAAAGGUGGCAUAUCUCAUUGGAACCAACGUACGACCAAUACGUUAACAGUGGAUAGCACACUAGAUGGACAAGGUCAUGUCCAGCCAAAUUCGUACAUGUCAUCUCUGCACACUUCUGGCUCAAGUCUGUCAACAGCUUUGCACAUUUCUACUUCUUCCAAACCGCCGCGAGCUCCUGCUUUUGGUUAUGGAAACGCUGCCUCGAGUGCCGCCAAUAGCAAACCCGGUCGAUUCAAGUUGGUUACAGAUCAACGCUUGUUUUGUAAUCUGUCCAAAUCCGACUUUGGCAGCAGUACAGCAGUCAUCACUGCAGAAAAAUGUGUCUUGUCCGAACAUCAGCGACCAUCGACUCGACGAUCCAAACUGCCACAAUCUAGAAAGCAGGUGGGAUUGCAACCCCGUUUGCUACACACAAGUGACAACUGCUUCUUGACUGAGCAACGAAAUGACACUACUCUGUCCGACUCGACUGCGUCUGACCAUAAGUGUAUACCUUUACUUUCCAGACGUACCCGUCCAAUCUCUACCAUGGACAUGGAUAUUGAUCUGCGAACAGUAACUACAGCAGUCUGUCGGUCCAUUCUUCCGACACAAAAGCAUGGACAGCCUCCGAUCAAGAUGCGACGAGCCAACACUGUCAUUGGCUUUGGCCAAUCUGAGCAUCCUGAGCAACCACAUCUUCAUCAUCAGCCUCAGCUAUCCCUGUCUAGUCCAUUCUGUACAUCGGAUGAGACAUCAUUACUUCCUAGCAUGCUUGUUCCAGGCAAAGAUAUGAUUCGACGUAUAACAGUGGAUACGCUUGCACAAGUUUUGGAUGGCAAAUUUGAUCAAAUUGAAUCAUUUCAUCUUGUGGAUUGUCGGUAUGGAUACGAGUAUGCUGGUGGACAUAUUAAUGGAGCAAAGAAUGUCACUUCAGUUCAAGAUCUUGAACACUACUUUACAUCUCCACCUUCAAACAACCAGACUGUGAUUGUCUUUCAUUGCGAGUAUUCUGCACAACGAGCACCUCAAAUGGCACUGCAUUUCCGAAGCAUGGAUCGAAACAUUAAUGCCAUGGCAUAUCCUAAACUGCACUAUCCACAUAUAUAUGUGCUUUCAGGAGGCUAUCGCGAGUUUUUCAAAUCCUACAUGUUUCGAUGUGAGCCUCAGGCAUAUGUUGAAAUGACGGAUGCACAACAUACUGAAGAUUACAAGGCAGGUGUAAUUCAGAAUCGCCGACAAUUUCGCAAGGCAUUUUCUGAUGGGUUUUUGAGAUGA